Molecule: messenger RNA, 2337 nt
Organism: Musa acuminata subsp. malaccensis (wild Malaysian banana)
Lineage: Eukaryota; Viridiplantae; Streptophyta; Magnoliopsida; Zingiberales; Musaceae
Product: probably inactive leucine-rich repeat receptor-like protein kinase At5g48380
Biological process (GO): protein phosphorylation
Molecular function (GO): ATP binding; protein kinase activity; protein binding
Source: RefSeq, a predicted model, not a curated record
CUCUCCAGCACAUUCUUUAAUGUUAUUAUUUAGACUGGAGUGGAGAAAACGCUGGGAACAAGGAAAGUCUCCUUUGAGCUCCGCGUCCCGAUUGGGGGUCUCCGGAGAGUGGAGACUGGGGGUUCCGUGGUUGCUCUCGGUCUCGACUCUGCGUCCUUGCCAUCGUGUUCUAGAGAAGGAGCUUGGAGGAAUUUGCAUGUUUACAGCCAUGAAGUGCAGACCAUCUGUUAUUCUUCUUCACACACUCUUUUGGUUUUCGCUCCAUGACAUAUGCUACAGUACUCCCAGUGACAUUGAAUGUUUAAGACUCGUAAAGCUAUCACUAAAGGACCCUGAAAAUAACCUAUUCUACUCAUGGACCUUUGACAACACAUCAGAAGGGUCCAUAUGCAAGUUUAACGGUGUCGAGUGCUGGCAUCCUGAUGAGAACAAAGUCCUUAACCUGAGGCUUUCCAACAUGGGACUUCAAGGUCAAUUCCCUUCAGGACUUGAGAAUUGCACAAGCUUGACUGGGUUGGAUCUCUCAAACAACAACCUCUCUGGAACUAUUCCUGUGAAUAUCGCAAAAAAAAUACCUUAUGUCACGUCACUUGAUCUUUCAUUCAAUGAUUUCUCAGGCCAAAUUCCAGUGAAUCUCUCUGACUGCACUUAUCUUAAUUCACUUAAGCUUCAGCAUAAUAAUUUGACCGGACAGAUUCCCGGGCAACUGAGCAUCCUUUCACGACUAACAGAGUUUGAUGUUUCUGACAACCACUUAUCCGGCCCAAUUCCUGCACUCCAGGCUAAGCUUACGCAGUCAAACUUUGCAAACAACCCUGGUCUUUGUGGGGCGCCUUUGGGUGCUUGUGCAGGGACUUCAAAGAAGAUUAAUGCUGGUGUAAUCAUAGGUUCAGCUAUUGGUGGUGUUGUGAUAACCAUCAUCAUUGUUGGAGUUGUUUUAUACUUCUGUAUGCGUAGAAUGCCCAUCAAGAAGAAAGAAAAAAUUGACAUAGAAGAAAACAAGUGGGCAAAAUCUAUAAAAGGAGCAAAAGGCACCAAGGUCUCUAUGUUCGAGAAGUCCGUGUCAAAAAUGAAAUUGAGUGAUCUCAUGAAAGCAACCGAUGAUUUCAGUAAGGAAAACAUUAUCGGUACUGGUAGGACAGGGACGAUGUACAAGGCAACACUUCCAGAUGGCACUUCUCUUGCUAUCAAGAGGUUGCAGGACUCACAGCAAUCCGAAAACCAGUUUGUAUCUGAGAUGGCAACGCUGGGAAAUGUGAGGCACCAAAACUUGGUUUCCCUGUUGGGUUAUUGUGUUGCCAAGAAGGAGAGGCUCUUGGUGUACAAGUACAUGCCCAAGGGGACACUCUAUGAUCAGCUACAUGGCUCAGGUGCACAAGGGAAGAGUAUGGAAUGGCCGACAAGGCUCAAAAUCAGCAUCGGAGCAGCAAAGGGAUUGGCAUGGCUUCACCACAGCUGCAAUCCACGCAUUCUUCAUCGGAAUAUUAGCUCCAAGUGCAUCCUACUCGAUGAAGAUUACGAGCCUAAGAUAUCAGAUUUUGGACUUGCAAGGCUGAUGAAUCCCAUCGAUACACAUCUUAGCACUUUCGUGAAUGGUGAGUUUGGUGACCUGGGUUAUGUGGCUCCCGAGUAUGCUCGCACACUGGUCGCAACACCAAAGGGUGAUGUUUACAGUUUCGGAGUAGUUCUUCUUGAAUUGGUCACUGGUGAAAAGCCGACUCAAGUGUCUAAAGCUUCGGAAAAUUUUAGAGGCAGUUUGGUCGACUGGAUAACCUUCCUUUCGAAUAACUCUCUUCUUCAAGAUGCAAUCGAUAAGUCAGUAAUCGGAAAGGACUAUGAUAGUGAACUACUCCAGUUCAUGAAGGUUGCCUGUGCUUGUGCUUUAUCUGGUCCUAAGGAGAGACCUACCAUGUUUGAAGUGUACCAGCUUCUAAGAGCUAUCGGGGAGAAGUACCAUUUCACCGCCGAUGAUGACAUCUUUCUGCCACCACUCAGCAUUGAUGCUGAUAAUCUGGAUGAGCUUAUCGUGGCAAAGUAACCAAGAAGUUAGGUGGAUGGUGGAGAUGGGAGUCUGUAGCAGUAGUACAUCUGAAGGAAGUAAAACAACAGGAUGAUCAUCACUCGUUUUACUUCAGAUCUCUCGCAAUAUAUUUCUUGUACAUCAAGUUGCUCAAGUAUCGUAGAUGAGUUCUUACUUUGUCGCCCUUAUCCUUUCGUAUACAUUAUAUUGGAUAGUGGUUUGGUUUGCUAUUUUCCCUUCCAUGCUGAAUGGUUACUGCAUCAUCAAUGAGUUCAAAAUUCCUGCAGAAACUCACUGUGAGGUUUCCGCUGCUUUCG